UGACGUAGAAAGGCCGCGCCGCGGAGAUUCCUGUGUGUGUGUGUUGGAGGGUCGUUGGGCGACUGCUUCUGGCCUGUGAAGCGGCAUCAUGGCGGGGAAGAGCGGGGAGGAUAAGAUGAAGGAGAUGGAGGCGGAGAUGGCGCUGUUUGAGCAGGAGGUCUUGGGCGCCCCUGUAGCUCUGCAUCCCGGAGAACCAGUUCCGCUCCCUGUUCCGCUCCCUGUUCCGUUACCCAUCCCUGCUGUCCCUUUAAUACGUCCUAUUAUAGCUACAAACACCUACAGCCAGGUGCAGCAGAGUCUAGAGGCACGAGCAGCUGCUGCAGCAAGCGUGGUGGGUCCUUUAAUGGUUCCCCCUGUCCCAUUUGUUGGACCAGCAAUCCCACCUCCAAGACCCCCACUUAUGAGGCCCAGUUUCAUCCCCCAUGCACUGCAGAGACCAUCAGAACCCCACAUUGUGAUGCCCCGGCCGUCAUUCAUCCCGCAUGUCCUACAGCAUCCGCAUCGAUCCAUGGGUCCCCGGCACCCCGGCAUGCCUCCCCCACAGCCUCUGAUGGCACAUCCGAUGCAUGGUCCUCCACCACCACUCAUGAGCCAUAUACCUCCUCCCCCUAUGAACAUGAGAAGCGGCCCGCCGCCAGCCCCCGUCGGUCCCAUGCCGCCCCCUCCUCGCCCUGUUGUACAGUCAUCUCCUAAAAUGAACCCCACAGUGAUUCAGGCGGCACCCACAGUCUACACAGCACCACCUGUAAGGAAGAUUGAGGAGGAAAUCCCAGAGACGCCGGCCCCGAUGGACGAUAAGGACCUAAGUUAUGAAGAAGCAGUGAUCGGUCCCAGCAUGCCGGAGAUAGAGCCCAUACAGCCUGAGAUUGUCCUGGAGCCCGUGCAGGAAGACAAAAAGAAAAUGAAGCCGGAGAAACUGAAGCGCUGUAUCCGUACCGCGGCCGGGACGACCUGGGAAGAUCAAAGUCUCCUGGAGUGGGAUACUGAUGACUUCAGGAUAUUUUGCGGUGAUCUGGGAAACGAAGUGAAUGAUGACAUCCUGGCCCGGGCGUUCAGCCGCUAUCCCUCCUUCCUGAAGGCCAAAGUCAUUAGAGACAAGCGCACCGGCAAAACGAAAGGUUAUGGUUUCGUGAGCUUCAAAGACCCCAAUGAUUACGUGCGGGCGAUGAGGGAGAUGAACGGUAAAUAUGUCGGCUCUCGACCCAUUAAGCUGAGGAAGAGCAUGUGGAAGGACCGCAACAUGGAUAUUGUCCGCAAGAAGCAGCGGGAAAAGAAGAAGCUCGGCCUCAGAUAACAAUAGACACAUGAACUGCUGAACAGAGAAGACAGCUUCUGCAUCUGUCCUACAAGUGCGGACAUCAGACCCGUGCACACAGUUCCCUUUACCCAAACAACCAUUGAGAAGUCCCGUGUUGUUUUCUCAAUGGUCGAUCUUGGUGGAUACCUGUUCCGGCUUAGUCCAUACAACUGUAGGAACAGUCAGAGCUUGGUUUUUCCUAGUGUUUUUACUGAAUUUGUCCAGUACUGCAGCCAUAGAUCAUUGGCACUACCACUAGUGGUCAGCAGGUGGCGCUAUAUAUGUGUACAGAAAUUACACAUUGCCCCCUUCACACUGAAUUUAAUUGUAAGUCUUCAUUAAAAAAGGAGUUUUCUGACCAUUUGUAACCUAUCUGAUCAGUAGAGGUCUGACGCCCAGGACUCCGGUGAUCAGCUGUUUGAGAAGGCCCUGGAGCUCGCCCCAGCAUUCUCGCUGCUUACCCUAGGCCAGUGAUGUCAAAAGAAUCGUUCAUGUCACCAUUUGGAUGACCCCUUUAAAUAUUACUUGCCUCCUAUAUUCACAAUAUAUGUACAUUAGAGUUUGCUUUUCCUUUUACAUCAUUUGUCUUUGUGUGUCAGGUGCUGUGGACUGUACAGUGUAAAUAAAAUAACUUACUUUUUUCUUUUUCUUACUUUU
Molecule: messenger RNA, 1954 nt
Organism: Bufo bufo (common toad)
Lineage: Eukaryota; Metazoa; Chordata; Amphibia; Anura; Bufonidae
Gene: RBM42
Product: RNA binding motif protein 42
Exons: 10
Coding region: 89-1294 (401 amino acids)
Molecular function (GO): mRNA binding
Source: RefSeq, a predicted model, not a curated record